Diplodia corticola is the source of this 1497-nucleotide messenger RNA. RefSeq names its product mfs multidrug transporter. The coding region runs from base 1 to 1497 and encodes 498 amino acids. The record is from RefSeq and is a predicted model, not a curated record. The transcript is spliced from 4 exons. Gene Ontology annotation, biological process: transmembrane transport. NCBI's taxonomy places the organism in Eukaryota, Fungi, Ascomycota, Dothideomycetes, Botryosphaeriales, Botryosphaeriaceae. Gene Ontology annotation, molecular function: transmembrane transporter activity.
AUGGGCGACGACAAGAUCCAGGAGAAAGGACCAUCAGAUGUGCCCAGCACUGCACAUCUGCUUCUCCCAGAGACAGACCUCAGCCAUGGCAUUGUCGGAUGGGAGGGGCAGUCAGACCCGCGGCAUCCCAGAAACUUCUCACCAGCGGCUAAAUGGAUUUUUAUGAGCCUUGUCAGUUGCAUGAUUGUUCUAAGCUUUUUGGCGUCCUCGAUUGUUGCGCCUGCCGCUCCCCACAUCGACACCGAGCUCCACAAUGAUUCGGAUAUAUUGUCCUCUCUGGUGACCACAAUCUAUGUGCUUGGGUUCAUGGUUGGCCCUCUUAUCUUGUCUCCUCUCAGCGAAGUCUACGGCCGUCUCGCAAUCAUCCACCCCGCAAAUGCAUUCUUCACCGCCACCCACAUCGGUGUCGCCCUCGCGCCGGGGAUUGGACGGCUUCUGGCUUUCAGAGCGCUGUCUGGGCUCGGAGCCUCUGCAUGUCUCUCCAUCGGUGGCGGGCUGACGGCCGAUCUGUUUGACAUACACGACCGCGGCCUCGCAACAGCCCUCCUGACUCUCGGAUCACUGUUCGGUCCGGUCUUUGGUCCCAUCUUCGGCGGAAUCAUCACGCAGCGGGCGGGGUGGAGAUGGAACUUCUGGGUCAUGGCCAUUGCCUGCGCCGCAGUCUCUUUGACCAUGGCCGUCUUCGCCCGAGAAACACAUGCCGAGGUCAUCAUCCGGCGCAAGACGCUGGGACUGCAGAAAAGCCUUCGCUCACCAGGCCUGCAAAGCGCUUACGAGGCCGGCAAGGGGAGGAAGGCGCCCAAGACUGCGAAAGCCCAACUCUCUCAGGGCCUCGUCCGCCCUUGGCAGAUGCUUUUGCGGUCGCCGCUUCUUCCCAUCACUUGCCUCCCAGUCGGCUUCAUCUCCGGCCUCCUGUACAUCCUUCUCACCACGACAUCUGAAUUCUUUCAAGAAGUCUACGGCUGGUCUCUCGAGGCUGCCGGACUUGCCUAUCUCGGGCUUGGAGGUGGCAGCGCCAUCGGUUUCGUUUUCUUUGCAACCACGUCCGACCUCAUCACCGUCCGACUUACAAAGAAGAACUCGAAUACUUACACACCCGAGAUGCGGCUCGUGACGUCGUUUCUCCCUGCCUUGUUCAUCCCCAUCAGUUUCUUCUGGUACGGGUGGUCAACGUAUGAAGGCAAUCACUGGAUUGUCCCCAUCCUGAGCCUUGCGCCCUUUGGCUUCGCCCAAUUCGGCAUGAACGCAAGCUUUCAGGCGUACAUGGUCGAUGCAUCUGGCGCGUAUGCCGCGUCAGCCAUGGCAUGUGUGUCCUCUGUCAGAUGUCUCUUUGGGGCUUUCGUACCGCUGGCUGGACCGAGCUUGUAUGCGAAUCUCGGGCUGAACUGGGGGAACUCUUUGCUGGGGUUUGUGAGCUUGGCCAUGGUCCCUCUGCCGGUGUUGAUGUAUCGUUUUGGGCAAAGAUUGAGAGAGAUUCAUCCUUUAGACACUCCUUGA